AUGGCUUCACCUAAUGGUUUUUUAAGCCACUUAACCUAUUUUCUGGCUGCUGGUGCUGUUACUUUGGGAAUUGGUUUCUUGGCUUUGGCAUCAGCUUUGUGGUUCCUGAUUUGCAAACGAAGAGAAAUAUUUCAAGAUUCCAAAUUUAAAACAAUUGAUGAGAGAUGCAGACAAAGACCAUCAAAGGCAAAGAUUAAAUCUCAUUCUCCGUGUGUUUUUAUUUCUCAAAAUUUUCAUACUGGAAAUUUCCAAUUGCAGGAGGAGCAAAGAAAAAAGGAAACAGCACAUAUAAAAGCAAUUAAAGGUUAUUCUAAAGAUGAAUUCUGCCUUGCAGCAAAAAAGGUCAUUUGUGACCCCUCAGAGACUACCUCGGCAACAAAUCCCAGCAGUGCUACCUUAAGCUUAUCAACGUUACCAUCUGAUUCUUAUUACAGCCAAAGUAUAGAAGUAGCUGAUGACUGGUUUUCUGAUGAUUCCCUAGUGAAAAAGAGCCCUCCAGUGCCUUUUCUCGGGGAGCCUGUAAUGGAGAAAAUAUUUUCAUACUUGUCAACCAUUCCAUUAGAAGAAUGUACUGGAAAUGUACUAAAUAUGACACUUUAUGAUGAUCAAAAAGAUGACAACAUUAAGGGAAGAUUUACACGAAGAAAUACAGAGGUUGAAAUACAAAACCUUCAACAUAAUAUUGAAUGACUUUUUUCUUUUGAAACUUUGUGUACACUGAAAUCACGUAAAGUUAAAACUGAAUUACCAGCUUCUGAGUCUCUUAAC
Molecule: messenger RNA, 768 nt
Organism: Mesoplodon densirostris (Blainville's beaked whale)
Lineage: Eukaryota; Metazoa; Chordata; Mammalia; Artiodactyla; Ziphiidae
Gene: C2H1orf185
Product: chromosome 2 C1orf185 homolog
Exons: 5
Coding region: 1-690 (229 amino acids)
Source: RefSeq, a predicted model, not a curated record